Molecule: messenger RNA, 465 nt
Organism: Planococcus citri (citrus mealybug)
Lineage: Eukaryota; Metazoa; Arthropoda; Insecta; Hemiptera; Pseudococcidae
Gene: Rpb12
Product: DNA-directed RNA polymerases I, II, and III subunit Rpb12
Exons: 3
Coding region: 165-332 (55 amino acids)
Biological process (GO): DNA-templated transcription
Cellular component (GO): RNA polymerase II, core complex; RNA polymerase III complex; RNA polymerase I complex
Molecular function (GO): DNA binding; zinc ion binding
Source: RefSeq, a predicted model, not a curated record
GGGUAGGAUAGGGGAUUCUGCGCCGCUAAUCAAACUUUCGCGUUUUUUUGAUAAGAAUUAAAGAACGGAAGAACAGGGAUCGCGUUUUUUGACGAAAAUUAAUAAUUUGUCGCUCGUAACUAGCAGAAUAGAAGUUUGAUUAAUAAAAUAAAACUUCGUCAAAAAUGGAGGCAAAUAAAGACCCCCAAAAAACCACAAUGGUGUACAUCUGCGGAGAAUGCCAUUAUGAAAAUGAGAUUCGUCCCAGAGAUCCCAUUCGUUGUCGUGAAUGCGGUUACCGAAUCAUGUACAAGAAACGUACCAAGAGAUUGGCUGUAUUUGAUGCGCGAUGAAAUCAACCAUUAACAAGUUACUUUUGGCAUUACUGCGUCCCAUUCAUGCUGUCUGAAGAGAGGAAAUCUUUAUGUAAUAUUUUUGUAAAGUAAUGUAAUUUGAAUUAAUUAAUUAUACUACAUUUUAAAAUAA